GUGCACCGCCCUCUCUUCCUGCGAGAGAGGUUGGUGCCUUAGCAACAAAACCUAGCAACUGGGGAAUCGUCAAGUGGUGCGGUUGUCAACUAAAAGGCCUUGGAAACCUUGCGCUUACAUAGAGCAGUUUCCAGCCUCUUAGGCAAGGGAACAGUCUCCUCCCUUGCCUGGGACUCUGGAACCAUCUUAUUCUGGUGAAAGUAAGAGGCAGCCUAGGACCAGAAGCCUUUCGCGGAGAAAAGGCUGACAUGCCCGUGCUAUGCGACAGGCAAUCACUAAUCUACUUUUUGCCAUUAUGGAUUAGUUUACAUUUUCUGAAAUUUUAUAUAAAUGGAGCAUACGAUUGCUAAAGCUAAAAGAGACAUUUAACUCUAAGUUUGGAUCCAUUCCCAAGUUUUAUGUUCGAGCACCAGGAAGAGUCAACAUAAUAGGAGAACAUAUAGAUUACUGUGGAUAUUCUGUUCUUCCUAUGGCUGUGGAACAAGAUAUGUUAAUAGCUGUGGAACCUGUGAAAACACACACUCUUCAACUGGCCAAUACAAAUCCCUUGUACCCAGAUUUCAGUACUAGUGCUAAUAACAUUCAGAUUGACAAAACCAAGCCUCUGUGGCACAACUAUUUCCUAUGUGGAUUUAAAGGAAUUCAGGAACACUUUGGUCUUAGUAACCUGACUGGAAUGAAUUGCUUGGUGGAUGGAACCAUCCCACCAAGUUCUGGCCUCUCCAGCUCCAGUGCUUUGGUCUGUUGUGCUGGCUUGGUGACGCUCACAGUUUUGGGAAUGAACCUAUCCAAGGUGGAACUUGCAGAAAUCUGCGCCAAGAGUGAGCGUUAUAUUGGCACCGAAGGAGGAGGGAUGGACCAGUCCAUAUCAUUUCUUGCAGAAGAAGGAACGGCCAAGUUGAUAGAAUUUAGUCCUCUGAGGGCAACGGAUGUGAAACUCCCAAGUGAAGCAGUGUUUGUGAUUGCCAACAGUUGUGUGGAAAUGAAUAAGGCAGCAACUUCCCAUUUCAACAUCAGGGUGAUGGAGUGCCGGCUGGCUGCAAAGCUCCUGGCUAAGUACAAAAGCUUGCAAUGGGAUAAAGUACUGCGGCUGGAGGAGGUACAGGCCAAACUAGGGGUCAGCCUGGAAGAAAUGCUGUUAAUCACAGAGGAUGCUCUUCACCCUGAACCCUAUAGCCCCGAAGAGGUCUGCAAGUGUCUGGGAAUUAGCCUGCAGGAACUCCGGACCCAAAUCCUGAGUCCGAACACACAAGAUGUGCUCAUCUUCAAACUCUACCAGCGGGCAAAGCACGUGUACAGUGAGGCUGCGCGAGUACUCCAAUUUAAGAGGAUAUGUGAAGAGGCACCUGGCAACAUGGUCCAGCUGCUGGGGGAGCUAAUGAACCAGAGCCAUGUGAGCUGCCGGGACAUGUACGAGUGUAGCUGCCCUGAGCUGGACCAGCUGGUGGACAUCUGUCGGAAGUUUGGGGCUCAAGGGUCACGACUUACUGGAGCAGGAUGGGGAGGCUGCACAGUAUCAAUCGUACCGGCCGACAAGCUGCACAGCUUCCUAGCAAAUGUACAUGAGGCUUAUUACCAGAGGAGCAACAGGAGCCUAGCACCGGAGAAGCAGAGUUUGUUUGCUACUAAACCUGGAGGCGGGGCUUUGGUUUUCCUUGAGGCCUAAGCAAUGUAAAAAAUCUCAGAGAAACUAUUCAGGGCAUUUAGGAACUGGCAGGACUUCUUAUGCCACAGUAAAUUAAUCCUCUUUCUGUUUUAUAUUAUGAUGAACGGUUGCUAUUAUCAAGAUGUAUUUCCAAAGAAAUGGUCGAACACUCUCUAUUCUUCAUAAUGAUUAUUUUUUCCAUCUUAAAAUAUGUUUUCUACCAAUAAGAGCCAAAAUUAUGGUUGGACAGAUCUCUUAAAAAUGAUUUACUGGGAUUUAUUGAUUUCAAGAUUUCUAAAGAUGAAUGGUAAAAAACAAUACUGACCUCAUGAAUUGGAUUCGAAUUAAACAUACUGCUACAAUUAAACCAGUACAACUAAAUUGUAUGCAAUAUUCUUAAAUCAUUUGUUUCUGGUUUCUCUUAGUAUUCGUCCUCAAAGUUGUAGUCCUCCGAUGUUGAUGAAGAUAGUGAUGCCAGAAAUUCUCUCUCUUGAUCUUCGAAAGGCUUUUAAAAUAAUACAUAAUUAAAGAUGAACAGAUUUUCCUUGACAUUGGAUACUUGAAUGUGAGAGAUUCCCCCAAUUAUCAAGAUGAGAAGAAUUACUUAAUUUUUUAAGAGAUGAAUUUAGGAAGAAAAUCUCAAUCAUUUAAUUUUUUUUAACCAUGUGAUUUCACAUAAAGAAUCACUUUCAAUUAUUUUGGCCCUGAGCUUUCUCUAUCAUUUAGCAGAGACCUUAGAUAAAAGACACUUUAAGUCUUUAUCUCUAUUCACAGUGAAAUAAAGAAUUAUGUGGAUGAUAAUUCAGAUAA
This is a messenger RNA of Pteropus alecto (black flying fox), 2455 nucleotides long. RefSeq names its product galactokinase 2 (gene GALK2). Gene Ontology annotation, biological process: galactose metabolic process; carbohydrate phosphorylation. Lineage: Eukaryota; Metazoa; Chordata; Mammalia; Chiroptera; Pteropodidae. The transcript has 11 exons. The coding region runs from base 470 to 1666 and encodes 398 amino acids. Gene Ontology annotation, cellular component: cytosol; cytoplasm. The record is from RefSeq and is a predicted model, not a curated record. Gene Ontology annotation, molecular function: ATP binding; galactokinase activity.